Molecule: messenger RNA, 1994 nt
Organism: Cladophialophora immunda
Lineage: Eukaryota; Fungi; Ascomycota; Eurotiomycetes; Chaetothyriales; Herpotrichiellaceae
Product: peptidyl-prolyl cis-trans isomerase-like 1
Exons: 2
Coding region: 111-599 (162 amino acids)
Biological process (GO): protein peptidyl-prolyl isomerization; protein folding
Cellular component (GO): catalytic step 2 spliceosome
Molecular function (GO): peptidyl-prolyl cis-trans isomerase activity
Source: RefSeq, a predicted model, not a curated record
AUUUCUGCGCUCCGAGCACCAAUCCCCAUCUUGUACAUCAAGGAUAAAUUUAUGACACAAAAAGCGACUAGCGCACAGAUCGCGAGCUCUCGAGACCCAAGCAUUCGAGCAUGGCGACCGAUGUGGUCCUCGAGACGACGAUGGGCGCAAUUACUGUUGAGCUCUACAACGAUCACGCGCCCAGAACCUGUAAGAACUUCUCCACCUUAGCUCAACGAGGAUACUACAACAACGUCAUCUUCCAUCGCAUCAUCCCCAACUUCAUGAUCCAAACAGGGGAUCCUACCGGGACCGGCAGGGGUGGCUCAAGCAUUUACGGUGACAAGUUUGCCGACGAGAUAAGCCCUUCUUUGAAGCAUACCGGUGCGGGUGUGCUCAGCAUGGCCAACAGCGGGAAAGACACAAACGGGAGUCAAUUUUUCAUCACACUGGCGCCAACACCGUGGCUGGACGGCAAACAUACAAUUUUCGGAAGGGUCAAGAGCGGGAUGAAGGUUGUGCAGCGGAUGGGCCUCGUCAAGACCAAUAGUGAAGAUAGACCUCUGGAGGAGGUCAAGAUCAUCAGGGCAAGAGUGGUCGAAGGCACGGAAGUGGGAUGACAGUCGACCGAGACACUCUUGCACCGCGCUAUCAGAUGGUGUUACCCGGAUCCAAUAUCCACGGCCCAAUGCGAUUCAAACAACAAGAUAACCGGAGCUGCUCAGAAUGCACGGCUCGUUAAAUCGACGGCAAGAAAGGGGUCAGUUGAAUUUGUGACAACCUGUCCAGGCCCACAGCCCUUCUCCACGACCGCUGAAGGAACUGCAGGACAUUGAGGUCGUUGUUCUAUCUACGAUCAACAUCCUCGAGAUGAUAUCUGGGACCAAUCCUGGAAUCCUGGACAAGCCACCAGCGCUUUGAGACCUAACUCAUCUAUAAGUUCUCUAUGUGGUGCUUUACACGGCGGCCUGGAGAUGUCCAGUGCCACAAAAUCAAUAGCAUGGAGGAUGGUUUCGUGGAGAUCAGGUGCGUGGAGACCUAUGCACCUCCCUGUCGUGCCCCUGAAGGUAGGCCAGGAUCUAAGCAGUGGCUGUUGAGGAGCGCUUCGCAUCGCACCUCGAUUUGUCUCCUAUUCAGAAACUGGCUCCUCUUUCCGGCGUCUGCAACUUGUAUCGUUUCUCCAGACGCCCAUGUGGUGGACCAUGCGAACCUGGAGAAUUGAUCAAGUGAGGAGGGAUUCUUGGAGAGCCGACUACUGCAAAGUCUAACGGGGAUCCGAAUCUUUUUUAAGCAACAACUGGGUUGGUUAGAUGGGCGCUUAGACAAAGCUUUUCAGCUUUCGGCCCCAGAUAUUGCGGCAUGCCAGCCUUGCGUUGAACGUUCGUAUUGUACAAAGGGCCCCUUUCCAGCUUAGCUUCAGCGUCUAUGAUCUACAGCCUUGCACGGUCUGCGGUCGUGCUGAAAGACGUUCAAUUUGGACCCCGGAAUCAGACAUCCGCAGCCUGGGAUUUUCGGAUACUCUAUUAGCUAAGGCCGGCUUUCGGCCUCAGGAUCCAAGGCCACUACUGAUGCUUGUGCAAUUCAUUUUAUGCUCAAUGUCAACGUCGGCCUCGUCGACCAAGCUUCUCCAUUCUCCAAGAUUGCGUCAUGUCCCUAUGUGUGUAUCUAGCGACUCCCAAGGCCAUUUGAGAGAGCCUGGCAGGCCCCUUCCGAGGCUGAAAGACCGCUCUCACAUAUCAGCCCUUUUCGCUCUUACAGAGCGUAUCGGAAGACACUUGAGCUGGAUCUUCGCACUUGCUCAGAGUCUCCCACAAAGACCGCCGUCUGCGAAUGGGCGACUCCAGGAGACGGAUGCAACGUGGUACUAUCAAUCGUAAGCGUAUAGACGAGCUCCACUGGCACUUUAUUCCCCUUCCCUUCAAACUUUUCAUGUGGCGGCUUAUAUUCCACCACACGAGCGAAGUAGGAGGCCUGAGGGUUAACAUGUGAAUACCCAGAUAGCAACUUGGACUUGC